This is a messenger RNA of Debaryomyces hansenii CBS767, 1164 nucleotides long. RefSeq names its product ribosome dissociation factor. Gene Ontology annotation, biological process: nuclear-transcribed mRNA catabolic process, no-go decay; RNA surveillance; nuclear-transcribed mRNA catabolic process, non-stop decay. The transcript has a single exon. Bases 1 to 1164 code for a protein of 387 amino acids. Lineage: Eukaryota; Fungi; Ascomycota; Pichiomycetes; Serinales; Debaryomycetaceae. The record is from RefSeq and is a predicted model, not a curated record. Gene Ontology annotation, cellular component: cytoplasm.
AUGAAGCUUCUCAGCCAAUCCUUCGAAAAGGAUAAAAGUGGUUCAACUACAUUAGUCCCACAAGAUAAAGAAGAUUUAUGGCAACUAUACAACUUGAUUCAAAAGGGUGAUGAAAUAAAGUUACCAACUCAUAGGAACGUGAAAAAGGUGACCAGCGGUGGUGGAAGUGGAGGAAAGGACAAAGGAAAGGCAGACAGAAAACUACUUACCUUGAAGAUGUCGGUAGAAGAUAUUGAAUAUACUCCUUCUGAUGAGGUAAUGAGAAUAAGAGGGAGGACUGUGGAACCAAAUGAAUAUGUCCCAAUUCAAAGUUAUCAUACGGCUGAAGUCCAAUUUGACAAGAAAUUCACACUUAUCAAACCGGAUUGGGAUGAGAUAAGUUAUGGAAUUAUUGUAAGUGCCUGCUCAAUCGAAGAAAAAGCAGAAGUAGGGGCAGUGAUCAUGGAAGAAGGUGUUGCACAUUUGUGUCUUGUUACGGACAACAUGACUGUUUUAAGAAACAAAAUUGAAAAAUCAAUUCCACGUAAAAGAAGAGGAGAAGGAGGAGGAGGUAACCAUGAUAAAGCCAUGGAAAAAUUUUUGAACAUGGUACUGUCUACAAUGCUCAGGAAUUUUGACUUGACUAAGUUAAAGGCCAUUAUUUUGGCAUCUCCAGGGUUUACCGCAAAUGCAUUAUAUCAGAAUACUAUAAAUCAAGCCAUUCAAGAGGAAAACAAGUUGGUUAUCCAGAAUAAAUCAAAAUUCAUGGUUGUCCACUCAUCCACGGGUUAUCUUCAGGGGUUAGAAGAAAUUUUGAAGGACCCAUCCAUUCAAAAACAAUUGAGCAAUACUAAAUUUGCUAGGGAGGGAGCAAUUUUUGAAGAGUUUCAGAGGGUCCUAAAUAAUGAUGACGAUAGAGCGUGGUAUGGUCCACUGGAAGCCACUAAAGCGGUUGAACUAGGUGCCAUUAAAUACUUUAUGAUUACCGAUACUCUUUUCAGAAGUGAUGAUAUCGCUGUAAGAAAGCAUUAUAUCAAAUUAACAGAAGAAGUGAAACGCCAAGGUGGUGAGGUGCUAAUAUUUUCGAGUUUGCAUGAAUCUGGUGAACAAUUAGACCAAUUAACCGGUGUGGCGGUUUUGCUCAAUUAUCCUGUUGCAGAUCUCGAUGAAGACGAAGAAGAAUAA